This is a messenger RNA of Phalaenopsis equestris, 1046 nucleotides long. RefSeq lists its product as uncharacterized. NCBI's taxonomy places the organism in Eukaryota, Viridiplantae, Streptophyta, Magnoliopsida, Asparagales, Orchidaceae. The record is from RefSeq and is a predicted model, not a curated record. The transcript is spliced from 2 exons. The coding region runs from base 106 to 921 and encodes 271 amino acids.
UCCCACAGCUAGGGCGAUUCUGGAUCCAGAUUGAUUUCCUUCCCCAACAUUUACGUGCUUCUUAAUUGCAAUCGCCAACCCUAGAACUGUCCCCACUUCCCAGCCAUGGAUCUACACCUCAAAGAGCUUUUCACCAGAUUCCAAGAACAAUUUAGCUCUGGUCCGAGCCUCGGCCCGACUUCCGGCACUUGUCUCCUCAAAGUCGAUGGAAUUCCCACAGCCUUCAUCAAAUCCCUCUUCCGCGCCGCCGCCGCACUGUACCGCACCGAGCCAUGGAAGCGUCUUCGUCCCCACCACCUCUUCGGCCUUCGGAUUGGCAAAGAUUUCGAUUGGUCAGGCAAGAAACAACCCUUCCCUUGCGCCCAAUUCAUCGGCGGGGAUGGCGGCGAUCUUGGCUUUCACAUGUUUAAAUCUGAUUUAGAUGCUCAAAAGAUGACAGGAUUGUCGGAAACCAGCGCGGCUUCUGAUGUUGAGCUUUUACGGGUUGUGUUCAUCCAUGAAUCCCUUCUGCUUCCUUCUACAAAGAGAAUGAUUAGAUCCCUAUCAUUGGAUGUAGAAACCGGUGAUAAGUUUCCGAUUAUAGAUGUCGCUCGGCGUACUUCUACUGGAAAUCGUUUCAGGAACCCUACGGCAGAGGAGCUUCGAUAUGUCUUCGCUUUCAUGAAAGCGAUCACCAUUGUCCACCCUUUUCUGCAAUUUGCUGACAGUGGAAAGUUGGGAAAGAGAAGACUGAUGAAAUUUGAGUCGUUCAUUGAGACUGUUGAUGUUCAGUGGCCUCCUGAACUUCCAAGAGCUGGGGAGCUUGUUGCUGUCACUAUCUCUCACCCGCCUGUACAGAUCUUUCAGGAGAAGAAGCUGAAUUCAGAAAAUUCAAUUCAAGCUGCAAAGUCCAUGGAACAGGAAGAGGAGGAGAUUUCCUAGUAAAAGUUUUUCUUAUUAUUUUGCAAGGUUUGAACUCAAAUUCUCUUAGUUGCAAGUUUAAGCUCUGAACCAAUAAAGUUUCUUUGAAAGGAGGCUAUGCUAUUACAUAAAAAAAAUUAUUUUUU